UUUUAUUCAAAACUACACCACAUAACUUAAAACUUUAUAGUAAUUUUUCAGAUCACUAUCAAUAUCAUGUAAACCAUUUUCAAAUAACUAGGGUAAUGUCGUCAUCAGUGAUCUCAUUUUCUUCCUUUGCUUCCAUGUAUAAAUAACGGCUAAGCUUACCAUUCUAGUUUCUCACAACAAAUAACAAACACUAGGCAGAAUCCAACGUUCAGAAACAACAAUGGUCAUGUCAAAGGAAGUGCCACAACUGAAACUAGGUUCACAAGGUCUGGUUGUUUCAGCACAGGGAUUGGGUUGUAUGGGUAUGUCCGCACACUACGGACCAGCAAAGCCCGAACCAGAGAUGAUCGAGCUCAUACGCCAGGCCAUCGACUCUGGGAUCACCUUCCUUGAUACCUCCGACUUCUACGGCCCUCACACCAAUGAAAUCCUAAUCGGCAAGGCUUUGAAAGGAGGAUAUAGAGAGAAAGUUCAAGUUGCUACUAAAUUUGGAGUACGUUUGAUAGAUGGAAAGCCUCCGGUAGUUUGUGGUGAUCCUACGUACGUCCGGUCUGCUUGUGAAGCUAGCUUGAAACGACUUGAUAUCGACUGCAUUGAUCUCUACUACGCUCAUAGGAUUGACACUAGUAUCCCAAUCGAAGUCACGAUGGGAGAACUAAAGAAACUGGUAGAGGAAGGCAAAGUGAAGUACAUAGGGUUAUCAGAAGCAUGUGCUUCAACAAUUAGAAGGGCUCAUGCCGUACAUCCUAUAACCGCAAUACAGACCGAGUGGUCUUUAUGGUCACGAGAUUUGGAGGAUGAUAUUGUUCCUACUUGCAGAGAACUUGGCAUAGGGAUUGUUCCAUACAGUCCUCUUGGUAGGGGAUUCUUGGCUGGUGGUGCAACAUUGGUUAAAAACUUGCCAGAGGGAGACACAAGGAAGGAAUAUCCGAGGUUUAAGAAUGUUGAGUACAACAAGAUUGUGUUCGAGCGGGUGAAUGAGAUGGCUACAAGGAAAGGGUGCACCGCGGCUCAACUAGCACUGGCGUGGGUGCACCACCAAGGAAUCGAUGUGGUUCCAAUUCCUGGAACCACAAAGGUUGAAAACUUGAACCAAAACAUUAAAGCUUUGUCUAUAAAGUUAACACCAACAGAAAUGAUGGAACUUGAAUCAUAUGCUUCAAGUGAUGUGGUGAAGGGGGAUAGGCAUGUAUACAUGCAAAGAACUUGGAUAAAUUCAGAGACUCCUCCACUGUCCACUUAGAAAGGGAAUUUAUGUUUCUUUAAAUAAAUUAGUACAUGUGUGGUUUCUUGUAUUGUUAAGAUGUCAAGCUUUUAGAGCUUUGGCAUUUUAGCUUUCAUUUUCAUGAUUAUGUUGUAUAAUAAAUGAUCGUGUGUGUGUUUUAAAGAUUGUUACUUUGUUGGAACU
Helianthus annuus (common sunflower) is the source of this 1408-nucleotide messenger RNA. RefSeq names its product probable aldo-keto reductase 2. Lineage: Eukaryota; Viridiplantae; Streptophyta; Magnoliopsida; Asterales; Asteraceae. The transcript has 5 exons. Gene Ontology annotation, cellular component: cytoplasm. The coding region runs from base 221 to 1243 and encodes 340 amino acids. The record is from RefSeq and is a predicted model, not a curated record.